CACUCCUCCAGUUGUCAACCACGUCAAGAAUUUCCGCAUAUGUUGGCUACCCAAUAAGUGUCCCGUUCUACAAUGCCAAACCUGGAGGACUACACUGUGGGUUGGAUUUGCGCCAUAACCUCUGAAUAUGUCGCCGCCCAGGCAUUUCUCGACGAAAAGCAUGACCGCCCCGUUUCUUUGCCGCCUCAUAACAAAAAUGACUACACAUUAGGCAGAAUUGGAAAUCAUAACGUCGUCAUCUCUGUUCUGCCUAUGGGGGAGUAUGGCACUUCGUCAGCAGCACGUGUGGCAGAAGAUAUGGUCCAUAGUUUCCCUAAUAUCCGUAUCGGCCUGAUGGUUGGCAUCGGGGGCGGUGCCCCCAGCCCAAAACAUGAUAUCCGCCUGGGAGAUAUUGUCGUCAGUAUUCCUGGAAAUGGUCUAGGUGGUGUUGUUCAGUAUGACUUUGGCAAGAUGAUUCAGGGCCAAGGAUUUCAGCCUACGGGUUUUCUCGACCAACCACCUAUUGUCCUACGUGCGGCAGUAAAUGGACUUAAGGCUCAUUAUGAGAGUGAAGGCCAUCAGAUCGAAAUGAUGGUUAGCCAGAUUUUACAGACGAAACCACGGCUGCGAAAAAGAUAUGGGCGCCCAGAUCCUGCGAGUGAUCGGCUAUACCACAGUCACAUCAUCCAUCCUGCAGACGGUGAAAUACCUUGCACUACGGAUUGUGGAAAUGAUCUAGCUUACCUAAUUUCCCGUGCUCCACGCACUGAGGAGGAUGACAAUCCCACGAUUCAUUACGGGCUAAUAGCAUCCGCUAACCAACUCAUGAAAGAUGCCUUGAUUCGAGACAAAUUGGCGGCACAAAAGGAUAUUAUAUGCUUUGAAAUGGAAGCGGCUGGGCUGAUAAACCAUUUUCCUUGCCUUGUAAUCCGGGGCAUCUGCGACUACGCCGAUUCGCACAAGAAUAAAAACUGGCAGGGAUAUGCGGCAAUGGUCGCAGCAGCAUAUGCCAAGGAUCUUUUAUAUCGAAUUGUCCCGCAGCAGGUAGAGCAGGAGGCGAAGAUCAGCACUGUUCUGAAGGAAGGAUAUCACCAUACGAAUAUCAAAUUUGGAGCCCACAACUCUGGCUUCCAAGUUGCUGUGAAUAAUGGUAUGAUCAGUGCCAGAUCGGGGGCCAGCGAUAGCAACCAAGUCUAGUGACCUUUGUUACAAGUUAGCAAAGCAGAGCGACAAAAACAGAUGGCAUUCUUGUUCUGCUGGUCAAACUAAGGCGGCGAUUUAAAUGUUUUAUAAUCACCCCUGCUUCAUCACAGCCACCUAUAUAUAUAUCUUAGUUAGGGACUAUUGAAAUAGGUAGUCACUAUGUAAUUAUAAAUUAUAGGGAAAGCGAUCUGUCUCAUGAC
Molecule: messenger RNA, 1382 nt
Organism: Aspergillus wentii DTO 134E9
Lineage: Eukaryota; Fungi; Ascomycota; Eurotiomycetes; Eurotiales; Aspergillaceae
Exons: 1
Coding region: 73-1176 (367 amino acids)
Biological process (GO): nucleoside metabolic process
Molecular function (GO): catalytic activity
Source: RefSeq, a predicted model, not a curated record